AUGCGAAUAUGGCUUUGCUUACAGAGCGUGAUAAUAGCAGUUUAUUCUCAAGAAAAAGGAAUAGAUAUAAAGGGAAAUGCUAAUGUGACAGCAGAGGGUAAAAUAGUAGGUGGGAAGCCGGUGACUCGGCAGCAAUACCCUAGUGCUUGCCUCUUCUUCAAUGUUGGAGCGCAGUGUGCGGGCACCAUCAUCAAUACCUGGACCAUUCUUACUGCUGCCCACUGUUUUGAUGAUAACAAGGACAAAGAUCAAAUGGUAAUAGAAUUAGAAUCAAGAUAUUUGUAUGAUUUUACUGCGAGAGAAUAUGAUGUGAGCUCAUUCGUGAUUCAUGAAAAUUAUAAUAAAUCUGCCAAGUUUGCUUGCGACAUAGCACUGAUUUUCUUAAAGAAGCGGAUCAAGUUUGGCUCAAAAGCUAAAAAAGGAGUGCUAGUGAAUCACAAAAGAUGGAUGAAUGUGAAAGAAGAGAAAUUUGUUGCUACCGGAUGGGGCUGGACUUCGUACGGAGGACAAUUAUCGGAUCAAGGCCUAAUGAUGACCGAACUUCAGUUUGUCGACUCGAAAACCUGCAGCAGGAUGCAUAACGUAACAAUCACCCCUGACAUGUUCUGCCUGUAUGGGAAAGGUAUCCGAGACACUUGCAAAGGAGACUCUGGCGGAGGGAUUCUAUGGAACAACAUGGUCGUUGGAAUCACUUCUCAUGGGGACGGUUGCGCUCGUGUCAACAAACCGAGCGUCUACGCCAACGUAUUUUACUUCAGAAAAUGGAUCAGUGAUCAAAUCGAGAAUUUCAUGAUUAGGUAUUGUAAUAGAACGACAAAAAAACCAUAG
This is a messenger RNA of Ostrinia furnacalis (Asian corn borer), 828 nucleotides long. Its product is annotated as trypsin alpha-3. The record is from RefSeq and is a predicted model, not a curated record. Bases 1 to 828 code for a protein of 275 amino acids. NCBI's taxonomy places the organism in Eukaryota, Metazoa, Arthropoda, Insecta, Lepidoptera, Crambidae. Gene Ontology annotation, molecular function: serine-type endopeptidase activity. Gene Ontology annotation, biological process: proteolysis. The transcript is spliced from 4 exons.